AUGGGGGCAGUCCAGGCGGUCCGCACUGUCCGUGGUGCUGCCUCCCCACCCCCACCCCCCCGCCUCCACCGCCACGUGUGCCGGCCCACCAUGCAGUUGCCCUGGCCCUGGGUCCAGCCUCCAGGCGGUCUGUGCUCCCGACAGAUCCCCUCCCUCCACCCCCAAUCCAGCCGUCCACCGACCUCGCUGUCCCGCACCCCAAGUGCUCCCGCCGGGCCCAAGCCCUCCGGGUACUCCAGCCGCGUCCGUUACUGGACACGGGCCCGUCCCUUCCCAGCCGGCGCCCCGCCAGGCCGCCCACCCCGGUGUCCCCCUGUCUCUCCCCGUGUCCCGUGUUCCCCCCGCUGUCCCCCUGUACCUCCCUGUCCCCUUGGCUUAUCCCCCCUUGUGCCCCCCCCCCACCCGUAUUCCCUCCCCGCUGUUCCCCUGUACUCCCGCGUCCCCGGCAUGUCUCCCCGCUGUGUCCCCCCCGCACGUCCCGUGUCCCCUCCCCGCGUGUCCCCGCCGCCCCGCGCGCCGGCGGAACUGUGGGAUCGCCGCGCACAGGAAGUGGCGGGGCGGCGCGGCCGAGGGCGGAGGGCGGCGGGCCGGGCGGGGCGGGAUGGGGGCCGGGGGCGGCGGGCGCCGCACUCGCUGAGGCCCGACGCAGGGCCGGGCGCGCCCAGGGCCGGAGCGCAGCGGCCGGAGCGGCCCGGAGGCGACGCCGAGGCCGAGCGCGCGACGAGCAGGUGGCGGCGGCUGCAGGUGAGCGGCGCGGCCCCCGAGGUCGGCCCCCCGCCCGGCCCGCCGCCCGAGGUCGGGGCUCCCUCCACCGCCGCCCCAGGUCGCCCCUGA
Messenger RNA from Balaenoptera musculus (blue whale), 834 nucleotides. Its product is annotated as basic proline-rich protein-like. Lineage: Eukaryota; Metazoa; Chordata; Mammalia; Artiodactyla; Balaenopteridae. The record is from RefSeq and is a predicted model, not a curated record. The coding region runs from base 1 to 834 and encodes 277 amino acids. The transcript has a single exon.